Lingula anatina is the source of this 875-nucleotide messenger RNA. RefSeq lists its product as uncharacterized. The record is from RefSeq and is a predicted model, not a curated record. Lineage: Eukaryota; Metazoa; Brachiopoda; Lingulata; Lingulida; Lingulidae.
CACAUAUGCCAACCUCACUGCGUGUACACAGGAUUAUAGUUUGAACUAUAGAUACGUUUCAGAAACUCGAGAUGAAGGUCGUGUUUGCCUCCUGUCUUUUGCUGCCAUGUGUCCUGGGGCAAGUGACGCAGCUUAGCAGUAACUUUCUAGGGCCUCUGACGUCGUCUGGGGGCCAGUACAUUGUGACUCAAAUCCAAGCAGCCAACAACGACUACAAGGCCAAGGAGAGUAGCUUCCAGUCCGCUACGACAACCUGCCAAAACCUCAUUAAAACUAACCAGGAGAAAAUCUGCGUUCCAUGCAUCGUUGACAAAUGCAAAGCGAAAGCCAAGUCUUGUAACAGAGAGCUGACCUUUAGUGGUGCCAUCAAAACAAUUGGAGACCUUGGAGGAUCUGUGGCCAGUAAAGCUAAAGACGUCGUUGACAAAGUCAUUGGAGGCAUUAAAGACGUAUUUUCAGGAUGGGGGAAACGCAGAUCCCUUGCCAAGCGCGCAGAGCCCUCUUGUGGUGAAAUCGAGAGAAAUGCCGGGGAAGCCUGCAAGAAGUACCAGGAUCAAUGCUCCUGGUGUAACGUGAAUGCAAAUAACGCUUGCCCAGGGUACUCAUCGGCACGCGUUGCCUAUGAAAGUGCCAGAAACACCUACAGCUGGUUAGCUAAGGUGCCUACACAAAACGCCAACUACAGAGUCAAGGCAGCCUCCUACGACCAAGCCAACUUCGUUCCAACUUCCGGAAAGUGGUCCAACGUUGACGUCACAGUCGAGAUUCUCGGGAAAACUACGAACUUUCGCGUGAACCAAGCUAUCAACCCGUACGAUAGUGCUGACGGAGCAGUCGUCGCAACACAGGCUUUUGAAUGGUGGAAAAGAAACUAA